UCUGUAAUUUUUCGAGAGAGCGCUGCAGCGCGCGCUGUUUUCGGUUCCAUUCCUUGAAAAAUAUUAUUAAAGAAACGCUGAAAUUUCUUUAAAACAACGUUCGAAGGGAUUUUUAUUAAGGAACCGGAAAGAAUAUUCUAGUGGUAGUGUGUUUUUGUUUGUUUCGUAAAAAUCCAAAAUAUAUGGAUACUUAAAAAAAAAGAAAAGAAGUGACUUAUAUUAUGUUUUAGUAAAUAUAAAUCGACUUAAUUAAUAUUUGAACUUGUUGUUUUUCCGCGAGUUACUUAGCCGCUUUUCGAUUUUCGUUUUUCCGACUUUCCUGUGCGCGGAACGGGUUUUUCAACGAAGCCUUGAGGUCUGUUUUUGCUCUCAAACUGCACCAAACAAAGCUGAAAAACUAAAUUAAAGCGACAGGCUUUUGCGGCAAAUUAAUCGAUGUGUGGUAUAGACUUUUAAUUUGCAGAUUCACCAUCGAUUUUUCCUCCAAACUCAGCUGCAGAGCGCUAGUGUUGGUGUUGGUGUACGUGUCUGCUUGUGUAUCAGUGUGUGUGUUUGGGAGUCCUGGCAAUACAAAUAAACAGUUGAGUUAGGUAAACGGAACAACAAAAGGAAGUGAAAAGAGUAAGAGAGAGAGAGAGGAAACGGCAGGACAAGGCCUUGAGUGAUCACUCAUUCUAUCCAUUUUCUACAGUUGCAGCUGUCAUCAAAAUUCGCGCGAGUGCGUUUGUGUUAGUGUGCGUGCGUGUGGGAGAGCAAGAACACCGGUGAUAAUUUCUCUCCCUUUCUCCAGUGUUUGUGCAUUCAAUUUGCACAAAAUUGUAGCGACUCGCUAAAUUCGCAAAUUUCCGUCCGCGAAUUGCCAUCCAUUAUUUUGCACUCCCCCCAAGAGAGCGAGAGCAAUAAUAGAAUUAUCAGAGGCGGAGUUGAGAAAUAAGAAAAAAUAAGCGAAAAGAGAAUGCCCUGGGUGGCCGUAAUGCCGCGACCCUCUGACAUUUCCAUCGUCGCCCACCAAAGGAACAGCAGUAAUAACAACAACUGAGCCACAAAAACAACAAUUCGACAAACAAACAAACAAAACAGCAAACGAGCGAAUCAACGAACGAAACUCCAGCAGCCUGAACCGCUGGCACAGUUUUCCUCCUUCAACUCCAACUCCGUGGUGGAUUAGUGCUUGGCCAUGUCCGCCACUCUCUUUGAGAUGGCAUCGCAAUCGGAUGAACAGCAGCCAAUAGUGUGCCUGGAGGAGCAGCAGCUAAUUGUGGGCAUGACCAGCCUGGAGCUAAGUGAAUCUGUGGUCACCCCCGGCAAUUGCGAUGGGAGUGACAGUGGGCUGGAUGUGGCCAGUUGUUGCCAUUCACGAGUCACCUUACAACGUGGCCUGAGCAGCACCAGUGGAGGCUAUACAAGUAGCAAUGGUUUGGAGGAGAUCUACGAUAGCUGCGAACUAAAGGUGACCACUGUGACGCAGACUCCCAGUGAAACGGGCAGUGAAAAGACUUCGCCUCCAAGGAGAACUGGUUCCGUGAAGAAGAAAGUGGCCAUGUUUGAGCCGGAGGCGACGGGUACUCCUGUCAGGGAUCAAUUACGUGGAAGAGUGGCGAACCUAAAGAGAGCAGAGAGCCUGCCCAGGAAUAGCGCGGGACAGGGACCUCUGGCCACACCUUCAAGUCACAGAGACAAGUCGCGCCUUUCGACCUCCGCCUCUUUCCGAGUGCCCAGUGCCACAGCCACGCCCACUUCGGCUCGUUCGGCACGCCCUCAGAAACCGGAUACGUUGCCCAAUGCCCUGAAUCGAGCGCAGUCUGUACAACGGCUUACCCAGGUACAGAGAACGCCCUCCCUGAGUCGGGCCAGGACUCCGGGAACUCCCUCGGAUGAUGGCCGUUGGCCCGCGAAUCGAGGAGCCGCUCGUCGCGGCAUGUCAGUGACCCCCGAAGUCACUGCAAAUCGAAUGCGCGGAAGUCCUGCACCCGGUGGAACUCUCCCACGUCGUCGGAAACAACAAUCCGUGGAGGAUCUCACCGGGGGACGAUUGUCCAGGAGUAACUCCAUUAGCCGUGCAGCUGUUGUGGAUGCCCGCAUGACUUCCUCGGUUAUGGUGGUUCCUACAAGUCGUCGAAGUCUGGCUCCUGCCACCGCAAAGGUCAAUUCCCUAAGAAGACCCCAGCCGCUGACUCCUAGGACGCGAAUCUAUCACGAAACUGCAGUGCAAACGGCAUUAACUAGUGAGGAUUUGGAGCAAGUCCUGGGCGGUGGUCUCCUGCAGACUCGAGCCUUGGACGCCGUAGAGCAACGACAUCAAAGUACCCAAGCGGAACCCGACCAACGGGACUUCGAGCUGGAGCAGCUGCGUCAGGAGGUGCGCCAGCUCAGUGGAAAACUGCAGAGGGAACGAGAGGAAAAGCUGGCCAUGCAGCAGGAGCUGCACCUUAACACAGAGCGGGUGAUGGGAAUGCUGGAGCUGGCACGAGUAGUAAGUGCCAGUGCGGGAACGCCCACAUCGGAGGACAGUGGCGAUGGCAGUGGUCAUGACAGUCUGCUUAUGUUGGAGUCCCAGAUCCAGAUCAGUGGCCAUGAGCUCUUUGAGCGUCAACAGGAGAUUGGACAGCUGAGGGCCAUGUGCCGAGCCUUACAGCUGGAGAUGAGAAGAUCCUUAGCCACUCAGCAGUUGCUGAUUCAGGAGAAGGCCGCCAUCGAACUGGAGUCCAGUGAGCUUCAGGACUUCCUGCAGCACGAGAAGGCAGCUCAAUGCGAUGCACUACGGGAGUUGGAAGCGGAUUAUCAAGCCGUUAAAGCGCAGUUGUCCAAUCGCGAGGAGGAGGCCAAGGUCCUGCGAGAUGAAUGCAGACACCUUGUGAGGCUCAACGAGCAGAGGCGUCAGGAGAACCGCUUGCUGCAGACCAAGUUCACCGCUUUGGAGAACAAGUCCCGGGAGCUUAUCCAUCAGCAGAAUGCCUCGGUGGCUGGAGCAUCCACUGCCCUGUCGGGAUUGCACUCCCGUUUGGAUGGUUUAGUGGAACAGCUGGUCUACUCCUACAGUAUUUCCGAGCAGGACUUGGAGGACAUACGAUUCCAGGCGGAAUCGGAGCAAGUUCAGAACGGUCAAAGGCCAAAUGGUCUGGAUCUGCCCAUUGGUCCUGCAGCCACUGGCGAUGCCAUGCACACUCUGGUCCUGGCCAGUGAUGGUUCCUUAUCCCCGCAGCGCAAUCAAUCGUUUAUUGCCGCUGUCAUCGGUGCCAUUCGCCAAGCUACCACUCAUUCCGGCAAACGUUUAUCUCUGCGACAUGCGGGAAAAAAGAAUGGAGUGGGAUCAGGAUCAGCUCAAGGGGUUGCUACAGCACCAACGGGUCAUGAGCCGCAGGGAAAUGGAGACGAUUCAGAUUCAACGGAAAUGCUUGACUCAGAGACGGAACCCUGUCUGCUGAUGAUGGACAACGUUUUGGAGGAUGUGGUACACCCGGAUUCGCAUUCACACAACAUGGUUUCCUCAUGCACGGGGAUGAUCUCUCAAAUAGAGCUGCCCACAGAGUUGAUUAGUCAAUGUAGCCAUCAGAUCAAUAUGAAUGGGGGAACAGGCGGCGAUGACUCCCUGCAACAAUUAUCCCAGGCCAUCACCAAUCGCCAGCAAAUGGAGCUGCACAUGCACAAGAUCAAUGGCAUGCCCAUGAAUCCUCGCGAUCAAUGCAACACGGAGGAGCUGAGUUGUCAUGAUUCAUUGGCGGAGCUGGCGGAAUUGCCAUCACUAAUGGAAUAUAGUACCGCACAGGCUGUGGUAGACCAGGUGAUCGAAGUGGACACCUUGGUGACCAAAUUGCUCAAGGUGUUGAGACUGGUUCAGCUGGACAACGACAAUUGCAUACAGCAAUUGAUAGUUGAUAAGAACAAACUGCAGCAGCACAAGGAGGACAUGCUGGAGAAACUAAAAGACUUAGAGGACGUCAACCUGAAGUUGCAGGACGAACUCAUGGAUGCCACCCAGGAGCUGAUGAUCAAGGGCAGCGAUCUCAGCGGGGCCAAGGCCGAAAUGCAGCGCCAUCGCAACGAGAUCGACCGUCUUAACGAGGACAUCUGCACGCUGAGCACACUCUGCAGCAGCUACAAGAAGCUAUCGCCCACUACGGAGUUUCCGCCCAUGCGCCUGCUUUCUCCCAACCAAGACCCCGAUCAGGGUGAUGUCCUGGGUAUCUUGAAUCUGCUCAAAAUGUGGCAGGCGGGUGGGCAACUAAAGGACCCACGAGUCAGUGGAUACCUCGAGAAAGUAAAUGGCAGUCAGGUCCAAAAUUCACCUCAGGAUAACAACAAUGUGGAACGCCUUAGGAUCUAUGCCAAUCAACUGGAGCAUGUGUCCCGCGUCCUGGACGAGGGUUUGCCCAUGGAGUUGCAUGCCCCGCUCCAGCAACUGCGACAGGACAUCGAGGUGGUCAGGACGAAUGCCAACUGGACUCAGCUGCUUGAAUCAAACGAAACGGAUCACAAUGCCAAUGGCGAUGUGUCCACGCCUUGA
This is a messenger RNA of Drosophila eugracilis, 4504 nucleotides long. RefSeq lists its product as uncharacterized. Lineage: Eukaryota; Metazoa; Arthropoda; Insecta; Diptera; Drosophilidae. The transcript has 8 exons. The coding region runs from base 1178 to 4504 and encodes 1108 amino acids. The record is from RefSeq and is a predicted model, not a curated record.